This is a messenger RNA of Epinephelus lanceolatus (giant grouper), 1654 nucleotides long. It is a transcript of the gene myd88, whose product is annotated as MYD88 innate immune signal transduction adaptor. Gene Ontology annotation, biological process: positive regulation of canonical NF-kappaB signal transduction; innate immune response; toll-like receptor 4 signaling pathway. The record is from RefSeq and is a predicted model, not a curated record. Gene Ontology annotation, molecular function: TIR domain binding; Toll-like receptor binding. NCBI's taxonomy places the organism in Eukaryota, Metazoa, Chordata, Actinopteri, Perciformes, Serranidae. Gene Ontology annotation, cellular component: plasma membrane.
CACUUCCUUGUUCUGUUAUCAAGCGAAGUGUGGGACAACUCAGUAAUCAAAAGUCACGCAGACUUUCGCUGUAAUGUUUUUGUAUGUUUAACUCUCUGUCGUCUCCGGAAACUCUCCGACAUGGCGUGUAAGGACCCAGAAGUGGACUUGUGGACGGUUCCUCUCGUCGCCCUGAAUGUGCGCGUGAGGAAACAGCUGGGACUGUACCUUAACCCCAGGAGCACUGUGGCCCCGGACUGGAUGGCUGUAGCGGAGGCCAUGGGCUGCACUUACCUGGAGAUAAAGAACUAUGAGUCGUGUGUAAACCCCACCAAGGCGGUGCUGGAGGACUGGCAGGCCCGCUGCUCGGACGCCACGGUGGGGAAGCUGCUGUCGAUACUGUCAGACGAAGUGGAGAGGAAAGACAUAGUGGAGGAUCUGCGUCCUCUGAUAGAUGAGGAUGUCAGGAAGUAUCUUGACAACCAGAAGAAGAAGGCCGAGCCCCCACUUCAGGUCCCAGAGGUGGACAGCUGCCUCCCUCGCACCCCAGAGAGGUUCGGUAUCACCCUGGAGGACGACCCCGAGGGUGCCCCUGAGCUGUUUGAUGCCUUCAUCUGCUACUGCCAGAGCGACUUUGAGUUUGUCCACGAGAUGAUCCGCGAGCUGGAGCAGACGGAGUGCAGGCUGAAGCUGUGUGUGUUCGACAGAGACGUCCUCCCGGGCUCCUGUGUGUGGACCAUCACGAGUGAACUCAUUGAGAAGAGGUGUAAGCGGAUGGUGGUGGUGGUUUCUGAUGAAUACCUCGACAGCGACGCCUGUGACUUUCAGACCAAGUUUGCUCUCAGCCUCUGUCCCGGAGCUCGAAAUAAACGGCUUAUUCCAGUGAAAUACAAGCCAAUGACAAAGCCGUUCCCCAGCAUCUUGCGCUUCCUCACCAUAUGCGACUACACCAAGCCUUUGACACAGAGCUGGUUCUGGGUACGGCUGGCCAAGGCGCUCUCGCUGCCGUAACCAAGGACCAGGCAGUUAAUGGAGUUUUUAAACGUGCCUUUUUAUUCCAUCAAAGGGGAUUUUGGACGAUGGCCAAACAUCACAGGUUGAAGUGCUGUUGCUUGUGAUCUACAUCCUGCUGGCUUCUGACUGCACUCAUCAGUUACUGUGUGUAUACAGUAUAUAUUAUAGUGCUUCUGUAUGUGUUUCUUGAUUUGUAUAUUGUCACUAUGAAAGUCAAGCUGCACAAAGAUAUCAGCAAAGUUCUCACUUUACACAGCCAUUAUUAUGUCAGAACAAGAAUAACACAAGUUGUGCCUGGCGCUGUUUUGUAUUUAUGUGAGGUAUAUUGCAGAGGAGGAUGUGUUUGUAUUUGGGGCAGCAUUUACCAAAUGCUCAGUGAAGGUUCUGUGGAGUUUUUUCUUGUGCUGGCCACUUCCUCUUGUGAGUCGACUUCUACAAGAGAUUGGAGCUGAAGAGGAAGAGAUGUUGUGAUUAUUCCACUUGUUAAUUUUUUACUGACUGCCUUUCUCUGUCACUUUCUCUGUCUGUCACCACAAUGUCUUUAUAUAUGAUUUUGUACUUUUGAUGUGGUCUUUUUUAGAGCUGUUUUAUAAAGUGAAUUAAUUCUACCUUUGAUAAAUGGUCUGUAUUUUAUUUUCUCAAAAUAAAUUUUCACACAUUU